CUAUCUGAUUCAGCAACACUGGCCUAUAUGGUUUUUUUUUUUAGACAGGCCCAUUAAAAAAACUUAGGGUUCUUCUGCAAAUGUAUUAACACUGUGGCGUCUCCGUCUGGUCGUUUUCUCUUCCGUUUGCCGCACUUGCUUUUACUUCUCCUCCUCAGUGUUUGGGAUAUAAAUUCGUCUACACUUAAAAGCUAAUCUUCAAGAUGCAAAACGAAGAGGGUCAGAUCACAGAGUUAUACGUUCCUAGGAAAUGUUCUGCUACUAAUCGGAUGAUCACAUCAAAGGAUCAUGCCUCUGUGCAGCUCAACAUUGGUCAUUUAGAUGCUGAUGGCAUCUUCACCGGUCAAUUCACUACCUUGGCUCUCUGCGGUUUCGUUCGUGCCCAGGGAGAUGCAGACAGUGGCGUGGACAGACUGUGGCAGAAGAAGAAGGUCGAAGCUAAACAAGCCUAAGAGCUUUGCUUAUUAAGUUGGUUGGGAUUUUUGUUAUUUAGUUUUAAAAAGAUCAUCAGACAGACGGACGUACACAGAAGAAGUGAUUUUUGUUUGACUCUUUGUCUUAAUGCUAUAUUUGGUGAAUACACUUACUUGCUUCUGAUU
Messenger RNA from Raphanus sativus (radish), 599 nucleotides. Its product is annotated as 40S ribosomal protein S21-2-like. Lineage: Eukaryota; Viridiplantae; Streptophyta; Magnoliopsida; Brassicales; Brassicaceae. Bases 204 to 452 code for a protein of 82 amino acids. Gene Ontology annotation, cellular component: cytosolic small ribosomal subunit; ribosome. Gene Ontology annotation, molecular function: structural constituent of ribosome. The record is from RefSeq and is a predicted model, not a curated record. Gene Ontology annotation, biological process: translation; endonucleolytic cleavage to generate mature 3'-end of SSU-rRNA from (SSU-rRNA, 5.8S rRNA, LSU-rRNA); endonucleolytic cleavage in ITS1 to separate SSU-rRNA from 5.8S rRNA and LSU-rRNA from tricistronic rRNA transcript (SSU-rRNA, 5.8S rRNA, LSU-rRNA). The transcript has 4 exons.